GGAGGAAGCAUGAGAAUCCUGGGAGCGAAUCAAUGUGACAGCUUUGUAAGCAGGACAAUAGUCUCCUAACAAGUACAUACUGUCUUCAUAAAAACUUGCACCUUAUAGACCAAAUGGAGAAGAAGCAACCCAUUAUUUCUGGCAAAUUAAAAGGGCCAGGACCAGGCCACUAUGCCCUGCCGCCAACCAUCGGUUUCAUCGGCCAUGACUUCACGAAGUCGACCAGCCCUGCGUACUCCUUCCAUGGCCGAAUGAGUGACAAGAUGUACUCUGUAGAUUCCAGCCCUGGGCCGCGAUAUCAUAUCGAUGCAAAAAUCACUCGCUUUGGCAAGGACGGCACACCUGCUUAUUCAAUCCUGGGAAGGACGAAGAUUUGUGUGAAAAACUUACAGACACCAGGACCAGGUGCUUACAGUCCCGAGUCAACCCAUUUUCUGAACACCCACCAAAGACCUCCAACCUACACCAUGGGAUCUCGCACCCGCUAUCGUGCAGUGGACAACGUGCCCGCACCCAACAAGUACACUCUCCCUUCACUGAUGGGUUCUCAAGUGCCGACCAAACCUGCUAGUGCCAGCUACACCAUCUCAGGGCACUACAAAACCGGCGGUCCAUCCGAAGACCUGUCCAAGACUCCUGGCCCCGGAAGAUACAACAGCACAGACCCCAGCGUCUACUUGACCAGGCAGCCUGCUUUCUCGAUGCUGGGCCGUCACAAGUUCCGCCGCGACAUGUCCCGCAAGCCUGGCCCUGGAUCUCACAGUCCAGAGAAGGUCACAGUCCACAAACCCCGUGCACCAGCUUUCUCCCUGGGGAUCAGGCACUCUGAGUUCAUCACCCCAUUGGUGGUAGAUGUGAAAGACUGAGCAGCAUUUUUGCUGCUCAUCUUUAGUUUCCCUUCAAGCACUACAUAAUUGGUCCUCUCUAAUUAGUACUUC
Messenger RNA from Scleropages formosus (Asian bonytongue), 938 nucleotides. It is a transcript of the gene cimap1d, whose product is annotated as CIMAP1 family member D. Lineage: Eukaryota; Metazoa; Chordata; Actinopteri; Osteoglossiformes; Osteoglossidae. Gene Ontology annotation, cellular component: cytoskeleton. The record is from RefSeq and is a predicted model, not a curated record. The transcript has 5 exons. Bases 114 to 866 code for a protein of 250 amino acids.